AUGAAAUAUCUAGCAUUUGUAUCUAUUCUUGUUCUUGUAUUCUCAUAUCCAAUAUUCACAAUUUGUCAACAAGGCAAUGAUGAUAUUGCUAUGAUUCGUCAACGUAUAUUAGAAAUGAUUAUUUGGCCAACAUCUGAUAAUAUAUCAAGUAUAGUUACAGAUGCGAUUGCUUACAAUAAAAAAAUGAAUAGUUCUUGUUAUUGGGAAGAUAUUAAUUAUGAAGAUAAAACUUUAGCUGUAUGGACAACAGAAAUACAUUUAACACGUGUAAAUAUUAUGAUACAAGCAUUAACAGUUCCUGGAUCAAGUGUACAGAAUGAUUCACGAUUAGCAACUGGUGCUCAUUGUGCUCUCAAUGUAUGGUUAAUACGUGAUUUUUUAAAUCCAAAUUGGUGGUUUAAUCAAAUAGGAAUUCCACUUUUAUUAACUGGCCAAUUAUUAAUGUUAGGUAAUAAUGCAACAAAUUUUGAAACGAAAAAAAUAACUGAAAUAUCGUUUCGUUCCGAUUGGUGGGAACAUGAUCCUGGUACAGGUGCAAAUCUUGUUUGGAUGAUACAAAUUGAAUUAUAUCGAUCAUUAGCAACAAAUAAUAGAACUGGUCUUGAACAAGGUUUUACACGUAUGUGGAAAGAUAUUGUUGUUUUACCAGUAGGUGGACAAGGCAUACAAAAUGAUUGGUCAUAUCAUUUUCAUGGUACACAAUUAUUACCAGCAUCUUACGGACAAGAUUGGGCUUUAGCUAUCAUUAUAUUUGUUUUAUGUACUGAAAAUACCCAAUAUGAAUUAAAUCAACAACAAAUAAUAAUAUUCGCGAAGUUUUUAAUAGAAGGUGAUGCUUGGAUGAUUCAGGAUAAUUUAUGGGAUUGGCAAGUUGAAGGUAGAGCGAUUGAUAGAGCAGGUACAAAUUUUGCUACUUUAGAAUUUGAAUUGAAAUCAAACUGGAUUAGAUCAUUAGCACAAUUAGUAGAAUUAAAUAAUCUUAAGAUAGAUUUAUUAAAUUUUGCUGAUCGUCUUGAUAUUAAACCUAAUGCUAUUCCAUUGAUUGGAAAUAAACAUUUCUAUACAUCUGAUUAUCAAGUACAUCGUCGUAUGAAUUGGACAAGUACAAUAAAAAUGCAAUCAAUUCGAACUCAACCUACCGAAUGUAUUAAUUAUGAAAAUCAAAAAGGUGAACAUCUUGGUCAAGGUGUAUUAAAUAUUUAUACUACGAAUGCUGCUGAUUAUCAAGAAAUAUUUCCUCUAUUAGAUUGGCAAGCAAUUAACGGUAUUACAGUUGAACAUGAUAUUCCAAUUGAAUCUUGUAUACGUGGAGAAUUUAAUUGGAUAAAAUUAAAUUUUGUUGGUGGUGUUAGUGAUGGUAGUUAUGGUUUAGCAAUAAUGGAUACAGCAACUCAUAAUCUUACUGCUAAACGAUCCUGGCAUUUUUAUGAUGAUGCAAUUAUUGCAUUAGCAAGUAAUUUAACAAUUACUACACAAAAUACAGUAUGGACAACACUUGUUAGUCGCUUAUUAUUAAAAGGUAAUGUUACUAUUGGUUUUUUUAAUGGUCAUAUAAUUUCUCUUAUUGAUGGAAUUAAUUAUUCAUUUCCUUAUACUUCUAAUCAAUCGGAAAAUGUUCAAUGGAUACACAUUGGUGAAAGUAAAAUUGUAUAUCUUCUACAAAAACAAUAUUUAUAUUCAGCAAUAGGAGCAGAAGUGAGUACAAAGACAGCCUCUUACAAUACAAUUGGACCUUAUAAUGAUACAAUAACUAAACGUACAGUAACUGUAUGGAUAGAUCAUGGAUUAGGACCAUAUACUCGUGAUUAUAAUUAUAUGAUUUUACCAAAUGUUAAUAUUGAAUCGAUAUCAAAUUUAAUUAAACGUUAUGAAAAUGAACAAAUAUUUUCAUGUAUUUCAAAUAAGGAUUAUAUUCAUGGAACAGCAUGGCCAAUUCUUCAACGUGCAUCAUUUGUAUUAUGGAAUAAUAUGACAAGUAAUUUUUCAUGUAAAAGUUCAUUCUUUUCAUUAAACGUACAUUUGAAAGAUGCUGGUGUUUAUCUAUUUAAUGAAACUACAAGUCAUUUUUCUAUUACAAUUUCUCAUCCAAAUCGUAUAAAUGAUAUUAUUACAAUAAAUAUUGAUAGAAUUGGAUAUGGACAAGAAUGUAUCCCAUUAUCCAAUAACACAACUAAUGUUAGUAUUAAAUUACCUUCAUCAAAAGAAUUAUUAGGUUCAUCUAUAAUAGUAACAUGUACGAAGAAACAAUUUGUUUAUUGA
Messenger RNA from Adineta steineri, 2259 nucleotides. Lineage: Eukaryota; Metazoa; Rotifera; Eurotatoria; Adinetida; Adinetidae. The record is from the annotation of a GenBank genome assembly.